AUGGGGAAAGGAACAGGGAGUUUUGGUAAGAGGAGGAACAAGACCCACACUCUCUGUGUGAGGUGCGGCCGCAGGAGCUUCCACCUCCAAAAGAGCCGUUGCGGUGCCUGUGGCUACCCCGCCGCCCGUCUCCGAAAAUAUAACUGGAGCGUGAAGGCUAUCCGCCGAAAGACCACUGGAACUGGCCGUAUGAGGUAUCUCCGCCAUGUUGCUCGCAGGUUCAAGACUAACUUCCGUGAGGGUACUCAAGCAACUCCAAGGAACAAGCGAGCAGCAGCUGCCUCAUCAUAA
Molecule: messenger RNA, 291 nt
Organism: Turnera subulata
Lineage: Eukaryota; Viridiplantae; Streptophyta; Magnoliopsida; Malpighiales; Passifloraceae
Source: the annotation of a GenBank genome assembly